AUGGCGAAAUGGCGGGCGUUGGGUGUAAACGGGCGUUGGGUGGUGGAUUACGUUAAACGAGACCAACUGCACUCCUCAUCCCACACCAUCUCCUCAAGUUUGGCCGUUGAAUAUGCCAUCGUCGUUAUUCCAUCUAUGACCUUUAAUCAUGCAUUCCCUCCUAGUGUACGCAGUGCAAGCCAACAACGGAGCAAUCCCGUGUCUUGA
Molecule: messenger RNA, 207 nt
Organism: Paracoccidioides brasiliensis Pb18
Exons: 1
Coding region: 1-207 (68 amino acids)
Source: RefSeq, a predicted model, not a curated record